Messenger RNA from Megalobrama amblycephala (Wuchang bream), 2766 nucleotides. It is a transcript of the gene nfe2, whose product is annotated as nuclear factor, erythroid 2. Lineage: Eukaryota; Metazoa; Chordata; Actinopteri; Cypriniformes; Xenocyprididae. Gene Ontology annotation, biological process: regulation of transcription by RNA polymerase II. The record is from RefSeq and is a predicted model, not a curated record. Gene Ontology annotation, molecular function: RNA polymerase II cis-regulatory region sequence-specific DNA binding; DNA-binding transcription factor activity, RNA polymerase II-specific. The transcript has 4 exons. Bases 974 to 2401 code for a protein of 475 amino acids. Gene Ontology annotation, cellular component: nucleus.
UACCACAGCUGAUGUUGAAACUUGGCAGGCCGGUCCCGCAGCCCUGUCCCCUCAAAAUUUCAGAAACUAGUCAAAGGAAAUAAGCUAGACACCGUGGUAAAGGCAGGAUAUAUGUCUUUUACCCUCAAUAUGACAAAAGGAAAGAAGUGUUUUGUUAAAUAUCUCACCACACACGAAAUGACAAACCGUUAGAUGUUAUACAGCUUUAUUGUCGCCACGUCCUGUCAACCUUGUACCUGACAUCUCAGUCAAUAUUUUUACAAUUAGCUAGACUGAACAGCUUUCAAAUCUGAUUAAAAUGGGUAUUGCUUCUUACAAAAAUAACCAGCAUUUAAAAUAAAUUUUUACUGUUUUGUAAAAUUGUUCAUUUGAAUUAGAAAGAUAACAGCAGUUUUUCUUAUCGGUAGAGUUAAAUCUUAUGUGCAAAUGGUAGCAGAAUGACAUCUGAAUGCAAAGUCGCAUUGUUUUUAUUGCACCAGAAUAUAUGCCCGAUUUAACAGGGUCCCGACGUUAAAAUUUCAAGCAGUUGUUGUGUAUAAAAAGGCUUCAGUAUAGCACCAAUAAAACAAACCACCAGUUAAUGAGGCAAAGUUUUAAUCUGUUUUACACAAUCAUAUAAAGAGGAUAAAACACAAUGGUAACCGGAAUGACUGCUAAUGCAUAUUAUGUAUCACUAAACAUCAGCUCAUUUAUUAUCAACAUGAAGGAGUGUACUGAGAAAGUCUUCCUGACAUUCUGAUGUCUGUGGUUAGGCCCCUGCCUUCGUUUACUGGAGAACAGGCUGGCUCCCGAAAGAUUGUCUUAUCAAGGGUUGACAUUACUGUUCGAAAAGCCAGCUGAUAGGACAAAUCCAGCCCAACGAAACUUCAUUUCCAGUGACACAACAUGACAUUUGGAGCACAUGGGAAGGGAAACAGUUUCAAAAAAAGAUAUAUUAUUAAGACUGAUUUACUGCAUCAGGAGUCUGUCCUGAAUGUGUUCAGCAGUCAACGGUGUACUUCCCCUGAGGAUCAGCUGUGAAGGAUUGGCAAACUCUGGAAGACUGCAUGGGGAGGUGUCGAUGUCCACCAAUGUCACUGGAUUCCGGGCACAUCGUUCCCCCCAGCAUUUGGAGAUGGACUUGGCCUGGCAGGAACUGAUGGCCAUCACAGAACUUCAGGAGUUUGAGGUACCCAAUGAGAAUCCUUUUGAAGCAGUCCCAUACCUGUCCAUGGAGCCCAUGGUUUCUCAAGGGGGGUUCGGGAUGAGUCAACCCCAGCCAGAAUCCAUUCCAGCUGCUUGUGAUGCCCAUCCUGCCAGUGUUUAUGAAAACGCAUACCCAGAAAUGAUGCCACCCUAUCAGCGUUUGAACCCACACAUGGAUAUGCACUAUGGCCUCCAUGGCAGCCAUGGUUCCCCCAGAAUGCUUGCAAAUACGCAAGCUCUUCAUCCACCUCUCAUGAGUCUUUUGGAGCACAUGAACAUGGCAACGCGCAGUCAUGGGAUUGCGAAAGAUGCCGUUAUCAACCUUCAUAGUGCAGGACAAUUCAAACAAGUUUGCACAGAUGAUCUGGAGUCAGAUUCCGGUUUGUCGCUUGGUUCAAGCCCACCGCUUGCUUCUCCUGAGAAUGGGGUGCAUGGAGUGCCUACAUAUGUGCCUGCAGAUGGUACGAUGGGCUAUGCUGAAAAUGAAAUCGAAGGUAUUGGGGAACAGUAUCGCAUGCGGCCUAGUUUGCUCGGGUCUGCCGACUACCAGCAGUCUUACAGCUCGUACCCUGGAGCAUCUUUUCCCACAGCUGUAAAUAUGCAAGCUAUCAACCAGCAGACUUACCAACCAAUGGCUUCAAUGAAGCAACCGGUUUUACCCACAGCGCUGCAUGAUCUACAACUAAAUAGCUCAGGUUUAACAAGACCAGGUUCAUAUCAGGGUCCGUACCCAAAGCCAAAAUCAAACAGCAUUCCUGUACCCCUGAGCAGAGAUGAACGGCGAGCCCUCGCUCUAAAAAUCCCGUUCUCCCUUGAAAAGAUUGUGAACCUACCAGUGGAUGACUUCAAUGAGCUUUUGACCCAAUUCACACUGAGCGACACUCAACUGGCACUCGUGAGGGACAUUCGCAGACGAGGGAAGAACAAAGUUGCAGCUCAGAAUUGCCGCAAAAGGAAGCUGGAGAAUAUUGUGCAUUUAGAGAAUGAGUUGGGACAUCUUAGAGCCCAAAGAGAACAUUUAACCAGAGAGAGACUGGAGUUUCAGCAAAACCUAACCAUUAUCAAAUGUCGGCUCUCAGAUCUUUACACCCAAGUGUUUUCACAGCUACGUGAUGAGGAGGGACACCCUUAUUCAGUUGAUGAGUAUUCACUACAACAAACUAAUGACGGCAACAUUUACUUGGUGCCACGGAAUACAGCACUCGAGGGUGAAUGAACUUUUAUGAAAAGGUUUAAGUCACCUCAGAUGGAGAAAACUAAAUUUAUGACCAAUGAAUUUCAAUUACUUCAAAUAAUUUGUGAUGAAUGGAUAAAAACAAACUCUUUGUAAAGAGAUUACACACAGUAAUGUAGAGCAGAGUACAACUACACAACAUAUUCAUGACUACAGAAGUUCAGAGAAAGAUUUUUCACUUUAGGCUUAGAAAACUUUCAAGCUGUUUUUGGGUCUAUAGACCCAACUCCAAGGAUUUUGCUCAACACUUUUGUACAUUACAGCAUUGGUCUAAAACUUUGAAUCAGUGUUAUAUGUCAAAUACAAAUUAAACAAGCUUUCAUUAAAUGGGUUCAACACAAAGACAA